AUGCCGUCUUCCAUCCUUGAGAGCCUUGACGACGUCCCCACAUGGGCGAUACUUGCCGGCGGUGCCACCGCCAUCCUGUUUGGCAUGUACCUCUUCCCAUACCUGGUCACCUACUCGUCUCUGCGCGACAUUCCUGGCCCCACUUUGGCCAAGUUUUCCCAUGUGUGGCUCUUCAAGGUGCAGAAGAGCGGCCAUCGCAGCCUAACUGUGGACGAGCUGCACCGCAAACACGGCACGUUCGUGCGGCUCCAGCCCGACCACAUCUCAAUCGCGGCCGAUGCCGCCAUUAAGCCGAUUUACGGUCACACCGCGGGCCUCGUAAAGUCCAAGUUUUACGACUCGUUUGCAACUGCGGCGCGUAAUCUAUUCAAUGUGCGCAACAAGGCCGACCACACUCGGAAGCGCAAGAUGAUGGCGCAUGGCUUUGCGCUUCGCACGGUUCAGGAGUUUGAGCCUUACAUGGCCGAGAUUCUCCAGCAGUUUGUCAAGCAAUGGGACAGGCUUGUCGACGAGGCUGCAAGCCGGAACAUGGAGCCGUCCUUUGACUCCCUCGAGUGGUUCAACUAUGUGGCAUUUGACAUGAUCGGCGACCUUGCUUUUGGCAAGCCUUUCGGCAUGGUUGAAGCAGGUGCGGACAUUGCCAGACUCCAAGACACCCCAACCUCCAAGCCAGAGUACGCACCGGCUGUUCAGAUUAUCAACCGCCGGGGUGAAAUCGUCUCGACUCUUGCCAUCAUUCCCGAGUUGAUGCCUUGGGCACACUGGAUUCCAGACCCUUUCUUUUCAAAGGGUGUCGAAGCCAGAGCGAACCUUACCAGGAUUGGCAUUGCCAGUGUUCGCGAGCGGCUCACCCACCCACCUACCGACGCGCGUGCGGACCUCCUGUCGCGUCUGCAGCAGGCCAAGGAUGACAAGGGCAACCCACUCGGUGCCGACGAGCUUACGGCAGAGGCUCUGGGCCUAAUUGUUGGCGGUUCCGAUACGACUUCCAACUCGUCGUGUGCCGUCAUGUACUACCUCACGAAACACCCUGAUGUUCUCCGGCGCCUCAGGGAAGAGCUGGCGGAAGCCAUACCAGAGGGGACCGAGGUACCGAGCUGGGAGAUGGUCAAGAACCUCCCAUACCUAGAAAAGGUGCUCAACGAGACGCAUCGCAUCCACUCGACCCUCGGGCAAGGUCUGCCCCGCGAAGUCGGUCCCAGCGGUAUCACCGUCUGUGGCCGAUACUUCCCCCCAGGUGUCACUCUCUCAGUUCCGUCGUACACCAUCCACCACGACGAGGAUAUCUGGGGCCGAGACGCCAUGCAGUUCAAUCCAGACCGCUGGGACAGUCUCACUCAGCGCCAAAAGGAAGCCUUUAUCCCAUUUUCGGUUGGCCCACGCGCGUGCAUUGGGCGUAAUGUGGCCGAGAUGGAGAUGAAACUCAUCCUCGCAACCUGGGCCAACCGCUACGAUACGACACUGCGCGAGGAGCUCGUUUGCCACGAGGGUUUCUUCCGCAAACCCAACUCCCUCAUGGUUUCCAUCAGGCGUCGCCCGUGA
This is a messenger RNA of Apiotrichum porosum, 1542 nucleotides long. RefSeq lists its product as uncharacterized. Gene Ontology annotation, molecular function: oxidoreductase activity, acting on paired donors, with incorporation or reduction of molecular oxygen; monooxygenase activity; heme binding. NCBI's taxonomy places the organism in Eukaryota, Fungi, Basidiomycota, Tremellomycetes, Trichosporonales, Trichosporonaceae. The transcript has 2 exons. The record is from RefSeq and is a predicted model, not a curated record. The coding region runs from base 1 to 1542 and encodes 513 amino acids.